UUUUGGUCUUUCUCAACUCACCACUUCAAACACUCAUUCCUCACUGCUCUGAUCUCUACUCUCAUUCAGACAUCUUGCUAUAACAGAAAUCAAAAAACAAAACAUAAACUACAAAUGGAUUUGAAAGGCUUCGUUGAAGGAGGCAUUGCUUCAAUAAUUGCUGGAGCUUCCACUCACCCUCUUGAUCUCAUCAAGGUCCGAAUGCAACUUCAAGGCGAAUCCAAUCCUGCCCUAGUACAGGCCUAUCGUCCCACAGUUGCUGCUCUAAACACCCCUAAUGGAUACAUAUCUCUCCACAUCGCACCACCACCUCGUGUUGGACUUAUUUCCAUCGGGACCCAAAUCGUCAAAUCCGAAGGCGCUACCGCCCUUUUCUCCGGUGUCUCCGCCACCAUCCUCCGCCAAACACUCUACUCCACCACCCGUAUGGGCCUUUACGAAAUCCUAAAACAGAAAUGGUCUGAUCAUUCUGAUUCAGACACUGCCAAAUUACCAAUCAUGAAAAAGAUAGCAGCUGGCCUUAUUGCCGGCAGUGUCGGCGCGGCGGUCGGGAACCCGGCUGACGUGGCAAUGGUCCGCAUGCAAGCUGAUGGACGUCUCCCUAUUGAGCAGCGCCGGAACUACAAGAGUGUGGUUGAUGCAAUUAGUCAAAUGUCAAAGCAAGAAGGGAUUGCUAGCCUGUGGCGCGGUUCGGCUCUAACGGUAAACCGUGCGAUGAUUGUGACGGCUUCUCAGCUCGCAACUUAUGAUCAGGUGAAGGAGAUGAUAUUGGAGAAGGGUGUGAUGAGUGAUGGGAUCGGAACCCACGUGACGGCGAGCUUUGCCGCUGGGUUUGUGGCCUCGGUGGCUUCGAAUCCAAUCGAUGUGAUCAAGACGAGAGUGAUGAAUAUGAAGUUGGAGGCAGGAGGAGUGGCACCUUACUCUGGUGCAUUGGAUUGUGCCAUGAAGACUGUGAGGACAGAGGGGGUUAUGGCUUUGUAUAAGGGUUUUAUCCCUACUAUCUCAAGGCAAGGGCCAUUCACCGUGGUGCUCUUUGUUACACUUGAACAGGUCCGGAAGCUAUUCAAGGAUUUGUGAUCAUGGCAGAGUUGAAACAUUCUUUUUAGAGUCUAAUUGAGGAACAAAGCAAAUUGACAUUUUUUUUCCAAUUUUUUUUAUUCUUUGUGCUGACCUAUAAUAUAAAUAUUGCUUUAUUGAAAAAGUUCUAAUUCUGUUUGGUUGUGAUCUUAGUAUCAGUUUCAACUAAAUUGCAUACAAUACUUAAUGGCACUAUAUGAAUAAAACUGAUUUGGAUGGAUUACUCGAAUCUUCAAGAUUUGGUACAAUAAAUUAAGGGUGUUCAUUCCUAUAUUGCCGAAUUAGCAGUGUCCCCUAAAUACAAUAGUAAUUUACUGUCCACUACUCACUAUUAACGAAAUUUUCUGAAAAAAGUUCUACCAAAUAGCUGAGAAGAGUUUUGGUUCUUUUUCAGCUGCACUAACUUUUCAUAGCUUAAGACUUCAUUCUGAUUUUUCCCUUCAAUUGUCCCCAAAAGACAAAGAAAGACAAAUAUCUUGCAAUCCUCUGUUUUACCCCUGGCCUGUUUCUGCAAAUUCGCCAAACUGUCCUGUAAAUGAAUAAAUGGGACAAACUUUCUAUCAGAAUCCAAGUAAGGAUGAAGUCACCAAGACUAGUGGCAAGAGCAGAGAAGCAUCAAGCAACACAGAGGAUCAAAGACUCACUCACAGAGUUGAAGAUUCUAUAACAGAGCAUAAACGGCAAGGCUGUAUAAGUGAAGACUGAUGUACACGACUUGUAGUUUAGUACUCACUUAAGUGUUAGCACGUAGGAAGUUGGUUAUUUUUGUAGCUUGCACGUGUAGUGGUUUGUUAUUUCUGUUAGUCAGUUAGCUUUCGUGUUCACACCUGCAUACACUGGUAUAUAUAUGUAUUGCUUGUAUUCAAGAAUCAAUUAAUGAAAUAUACAGUUUUCAACUUCUGAA
Molecule: messenger RNA, 1981 nt
Organism: Quercus robur (English oak)
Lineage: Eukaryota; Viridiplantae; Streptophyta; Magnoliopsida; Fagales; Fagaceae
Product: mitochondrial uncoupling protein 5-like
Exons: 1
Coding region: 115-1077 (320 amino acids)
Biological process (GO): thiosulfate transport; oxaloacetate transport; malate transmembrane transport
Molecular function (GO): oxaloacetate transmembrane transporter activity; sulfate transmembrane transporter activity; antiporter activity
Source: RefSeq, a predicted model, not a curated record